Messenger RNA from Lymnaea stagnalis (great pond snail), 291 nucleotides. NCBI's taxonomy places the organism in Eukaryota, Metazoa, Mollusca, Gastropoda, Lymnaeidae. The record is from the annotation of a GenBank genome assembly.
AUGCCCUCGCAAAAGUUCGAACUGACAGACAUCUCAAGCAGUCAGACCAAUCUGACCAGCAUGCGAGAGGGCAGGACUGGCGGCUGCUACCUCAGCACGUUGGUGGGUUUCAUCUUAGUCCUGCUGGCGGCUGCCGUCGCCGUGGGAGUAGGCAUCAUCGUGCACUUUGCCGGCGGCAAUAGGGAGGUGAUCUGCAGAUGUGAACCUUCAUCGAGUGCGAUAUCAGCUGAGGCUAUCAAGAAUCAAUGCAUAGACAUGGCCAGCGCUGGAAACUCAGAAUUGUGUGAGUAA